Durusdinium trenchii is the source of this 358-nucleotide messenger RNA. NCBI's taxonomy places the organism in Eukaryota, Dinophyceae, Suessiales, Symbiodiniaceae. The record is from the annotation of a GenBank genome assembly.
AAGCAUUCCCUUUGAGCUCGGCCUCGGGCGACCCGCGAUGGCCCUCACAAGGACUUCCAUCGGCACGUCGCUUCCCUCCAGGGUCGGAAGAAGCUCGCUGAGGCUUGGCAUCCCUGUCCAAGCUCAGGCCUAUCCCUCGUUGAGGUGUGGGUGUCGCGGCUGGUCAAGACCUGCCGCACCUUCGAUCUCUUCGAUUUGCGUCUUGGGCGGUGCCGCGGCCCGGGGCUCGAGCCGCGGAAGCAGAGAUGCGAGGCUAUACAUGACGUGCGCGGCUUUCAGGCGGCGGUCCCACCCAGCUGCCACACGCCGGCGGGCCGAAGGUGCGCAAGCAGUGAAGGUGAAGGGGGAGAAAGACGAG